GCAGAAGGAGGCUGGUCGCUCCCUGUUGUCGCUCUGUUUGGGGGAAAAAAAGCUUUAAACUAAAUUAAAAUAACAUUUCCGGCACAUAUCGAGCUCGUUUUCUCUGAAUAAAAGAGUAACGACCCAAAGCUAACCUACAGUACGGGGUCGCGUUAACUGAAGAAGCCAUUAAACGACCGUUACACGUCACUGCACGUCAAUUAAAUCUACAUUAAAGUGUUCAAAGCGGAGCCACCGCCCACCACGUGAACUCAAACGUGUGGUUAAGAUGGCGCAGUGGGAGCAGCUCCAGCUGCUGGACUGCAAGUACCUGGAGCAGGUGGACCAGCUGUACGACGACUCGUUCCCCAUGGACAUCCGGCAGUACCUGAGCAGGUGGAUCGAGAGCAUCGACUGGGACACGGCAGCGUACCAGGACUCUCUGGCCACCGUCAGGUUCCACGACCUCCUCACGCAGCUGGACGACCAGCACGGCCGCUUCGCCCUGGACAACAACUUCCUGCUGCAGCACAACAUCCGCUUGAUCAAGAGGAACCUGCAGAACCGGUUCCAGGAGGAACCGGUCCACAUGGCCAUGGUGAUCUCCAGGAACCUGAAGGAGGAGAAGAAGAUCCUGGAGAAUGCCAAGAACACCGAGAAUAACAUUUCCCAGGUCAGCGAGGGCUCCGUGUCGGCCACGAUGGUGGAGAAGCAGAAGCUGGACAACAAAGUGAAGGACAUGAAAGACAGAAUUCAGGUGGCGGAUCAGUACUUCAAGAACCUUGAAGACCUGCAGGACGAGUACGACUUCAAAGUCAACAAUCAGAAGAACAGAGAGAACGACGUGAACGGCUUGUCGGCGAUGGAGCUGGCGAAGGAGAAGAUGACGGUGGAGAGGAUGUGCCUGGACCUGAAAACCAAACGCCAGGAGGCGGUGACGCAGCUCUCCGACCUGCUGACCGCCACCCAGGCGCUGCUGGCCGACCUGAUCUCAGAGGAGCUGCCGGAGUGGAGGCAGCGGCAGCAGAUCGCCUGCAUCGGGGGGGCGCCCAACGCCUGUGUGGACCAGCUGCAGAGCUGGUUCACCUCAGUAGCAGAGAGUCUCCAGCAGGUGCGUCAGCACCUGAACAAGCUGCAGGAGCUGGAGCAGAAGUUCACGUACGAGCACGACCCCAUCACGCAGAAGAAGGAGUCCCUGGAGGCCCGAGCCCUGGGCCUCCUCCAGAGCCUCCUGUCCAGCUCUCUGGUUGUAGAGAGGCAGCCCUGCAUGCCCACCCACCCUCAGAGACCCCUGGUGCUGAAGACAGGCGUCCAGUUCACCGUGAAACUCCGGUUCCUGGUGAAGCUGCAGGAGUUCAACUACCAGCUGAAGGUCAAGGCCCUGUUUGAUAAAGACGUGACGGAGAAGAAAGGGUUUCGAAAGUUCAAUAUUUUGGGAACAAACACCAAAAUCAUGAACAUGGAGGAGUCGAACGGGAGCCUGGCGGCAGAGUUCAGGCACCUGCAACUGAAGGAGCAGAAGGUUCCCGGCAACAGAAACAACGAGGGGCCUCUGAUCGUCACUGAGGAGCUUCACUCUCUCAGCUUCGAGUCCGAGCUGCAGCACAACCAGUCGGGACUCAACAUCAAGCUGGAGGCCAUUUCUCUGCCCGUCGUGGUCAUCUCCAACGUGUGCCAGCUGCCCAGCGGCUGGGCCUCCAUCCUCUGGUACAACAUGCUGACCACCGAGCCCAAGAACCUGAAGUUCUUCCUGAAGCCUCCUCUGGCCCGGUGGUCCCAGCUGUCCGAGGUCCUCAGCUGGCAGUUCUCUGCGGUGACGCAGCGAGGCCUGAACCAGGAGCAGCUCAACAUGCUGGCCGACAAGCUGCUGGGAGCAAAGGCCAAGAGGAACCCGGAGGGACAGAUCCCCUGGGUCAAGUUCUGCAAGCAGCAGAGUGCCAAUGAGAAGGCGUUCCCCUUCUGGUUGUGGAUCGAGGGGAUCCUGGACCUGAUCAAGAGGCACCUCCUCCCCCUCUGGAACGACGGCUCCAUCACGGGCUUCCUCAGCAAGGAGAGGGAGAAGGCUCUGCUGAGCGACAAGUGUCCCGGAACCUUCCUGCUGCGCUUCAGUGAGAGCAGCCGGGACGGAGCCGUCACCUUCACCUGGAUCGAGCACGACGUGCACGACAAGCCUCUGUUCCACUCCGUGGAGCCGUACACCAAGAAGGAGCUGUCCGCCGUCUCCCUGGCCGACAGCAUCCGCACCUACAAGAUAAUGGCGGCGGAGAACAUCCCGGAGAACCCGCUCCUCUUCCUCUACCCCGACAUCCCCAAAGUCAAGGCCUUCGGGAAGUACUACCCCAAACCCUCAGAGUCGCCGGAGCCCAUGGACGUGGAGAACGGCCCGGAGAAGAGCGGCUACAUAAAGAGGGAGCUCAUACCCGUCUCAGAAGUACAUCCGUCCAGGCUGCAGGACAACAUAAUGCCGAUGUCGCCUGACGACUACAAGGAGCUGUCGCAGUACAUCAGCCCCAGAGACGUCGACGCUGUGAUGAAUGUAGUUUUCUGACCAGAUCUGAGGAGUUCCUUCUUCUUCUUCUUCUUCGUCGUGUCAUGUGAUCCUCGAGGUGUAACCAGAUCCUGUGACUUCCUGUGAAUAGCUCCCCCUGGUGAAGAACUUCAUCCGGCCUGAAUGGAACAUGAGAUCUGCCAUUUUAUUUCUGUACAUAUAUAUUUCUUUUUAUUGGAAUGUGAACCUUAAACUGUAAUGAUCACAUGGUUUGGCCUGUGUGUACGGCACCGGUAAAGGGUAAACUUUUUACUCGUUUAUUUUUCCUUUAUGUAUAUGUGCCGUACCAGUGUUUUUAUCAGGGGCCUCAAGUGAGCUUGGGUUUAGUUAGGAUAAUGUGUUUUGUAUUAUAAUUGUAAUUAUUAUUAUUGUUGUGUCACGGACCUAUAAAAGGUGACGAGGGGGAAGUGACGCGAGGGGUUUUGUUUGGAGCGCGCUGACAGGCUCCGGUGUUGAGCGGCUCAGGACGGCAGCACGCCCGCGGCUACUUCGAUUGUGGAUUUAUGCCAACGGGCGGGAUCUUUACUGAGAAGACUGCGCAGGAACACUGUCAACUGAGCCAGCACCGACCGGACUAGGGUGACGUAGCGCGGGGAGUGAACGCGGCGCCUCGCCACGUUUCCGCCUGUUCGGACAGCUGUUUGCCGGCUUUUUGGGCAUUUACUUUUGUUUUGGGGAACUGCAAAGACCUUGGGGGACUGUCGGGAUCCGGGGAUUAUACUUUGUUUUGAGUGGGUUUGAUUGUUUGUUGGGUGUGUUCAUUUUGGAAGCUUGCUGAUGCAUUGAAUUUUAUUUAAUAUAAUAAUAUUUGAGUUUACACAUUUCGUCUGUUUUUCUUUUACGACCGUUUGAGCGGACACUUAACACCAUAAUUCGCAGAUCCGCCCAUUCCCUUUUUUUUUGCGUAUUGUACCUUUUCCCCUUGAUUGAUUUAUAAGGGCGAAUUGUUACAAAACCUUAAAUUAAAUAGUAUUAAUCAGAAUGUGAAUCUUCAUGUUUAUAUCGCUGGGAUCUAAAAUCACGACUUUACAGUUUUAAAGGUUUAAAGUAAGACGCUUGUUACGCUCUCCUGGCUGAUCUUUUUAUAUCUGAGAAACUCUUCAACUUCAGGGGAGCUAACGCCUGUGUUGAUGUGUUGAUGUGUUAAAUGUGUUUGAUGAGUUUAAAUAAACCAUGUAGCACUUACAUUAUGACAGCUUUAAAUCCA
This is a messenger RNA of Pseudoliparis swirei, 3734 nucleotides long. Its product is annotated as signal transducer and activator of transcription 1-alpha/beta-like. Gene Ontology annotation, biological process: response to peptide hormone; defense response; type I interferon-mediated signaling pathway. The coding region runs from base 269 to 2527 and encodes 752 amino acids. The transcript is spliced from 24 exons. NCBI's taxonomy places the organism in Eukaryota, Metazoa, Chordata, Actinopteri, Perciformes, Liparidae. The record is from RefSeq and is a predicted model, not a curated record. Gene Ontology annotation, molecular function: RNA polymerase II cis-regulatory region sequence-specific DNA binding; DNA-binding transcription factor activity, RNA polymerase II-specific.